CCAGAGAGAGAGAGAUUGUGCUGCUUCAGGCUGAGUUCCCUCACUCUACAGGCUCUGCAGUUCCCAGUCACAGUACAUCACUGAGAUCUCUUUCUUUUAGGUGAAGGUUCUGGAAGGUUUGCUGCGCAGUUGCUGAAAUCUCUGAAUGAAUAUCUGGCAAAGCAUGGAGUGGGGCCGUUAACCCUGAACCCAGAAAUCAGCGAGAAGGCUGAGAAAUGGGCAAAGCACCUGGUAAGCUCCAGAACAUUGCAGCACAGCGACACACCGUAUGGGGAGAAUAUCUGGUGUCAGCAAGGCCACAGCAGUCUGCAGGUUACAGGAUCAGUGCAAGAUACCUUGUGAGUCCAGUUAUUCAGGUCUGUGCUCUUGCAUCCAAGUGUCAGACUGAUAGAAACACACACUUUAAGAUCUGCACCCCUUGUUAGCACAGGUUAUUUCGCACAGUCGGUUUGAAGGGACUCCAAAGAGAUCAGACUCAGCAUGGCAUCUCAUGGUGAAGGUUCUGGAAGGUUUGCUGCGCAGUUGUUGAAAUCUCUGAAUGAAUAUCGGGCAAAGCAUGGAGUGGGGCCGUUAACCCUGAACCCAGAAAUCAGCAAGAAGGCUGAGAAAUGGGCAAAGCACCUGGUAAGCUCCAGAACAUUGCAGCACAGCGACACACCGUAUGGGGAGAAUAUCUGGUGUCAGCAAGGCCACAGCAGUCUGCAGGUUACAGGGCAGGAAGUUGCUGAUUCUUGGUACAAUGAAAUUAAACAUUAUGAUUUCUCCUCUCCUGGAUUUCAGAAGAAUUGCGGUCAUUUCACACAAUUGGUUUGGAGAGAGACCAAGGAGAUCGGGGUUGGCCUGGCAUCUAAUGGCAAAGGUCUCACCAUUGUGGUGGCUCAGUUCAACCCAGUUGGUAACAUCACCAACCCGGGCUACUUUGCUAAAAAUGUCUUGCCCAUUGGCAGCAAGGUGAAGGAGGACAAAGGUGCAUCAGCACAAGGAGAGCGCGGCAAGACACCUGGAACAAGCAAGGUGGCACCACUGGCAGGUGAAGGUUCUGGAGGUUUUGCUGCGCAGUUGCUGAAAUCUCUGAAUGAAUAUCGGGCGAAGCAUGGAGUGGGGCCGUUAACCCUGAACCCAGAAAUCAGCAAGAAGGCUGAGAAAUGGGCAAAGCACCUGGUAAGCUCCAGAACAUUGCAGCACAGCGACACACCGUAUGGGGAGAAUAUCUGGUGUCAGCAAGGCCACAGCAGUCUGCAGGUUACAGGAAAGGAAGUUAUUGAUUCUUGGUACAAUGAAAUUGAAAAUUAUGAUUUCUCCUCUCCCGGAUUUCAGAAGAAUUGUGGUCAUUUCACACAGUUGGUUUGGAGAGAGACCAAAGAGAUCGGGGUUGGACUGGCAUCUGAUGGCAAAGGUCUCACCGUUGUGGUGGCUCAGUUCGACCCGGCCGGUAACAUCACCAACCCAGGCUACUUCCCUAAAAAUGUCUUGCCCGUUGGCAGCAAGGUAAAGGAGGACAAAGGUGCAUCAGCACAAGGAGAGAGCGACAAGACACCUGGAACAAGCAAGGUGGCACCACUACCAGGUUCCGGAGGUUUUGCUGCGCAGUUGCUGAAAUCUCUGAAUGAAUAUCGGGCGAAGCAUGGAGCGGGGCCGUUAACCCUGAACCCAGAAAUCAGCAAGAAGGCUGAGAAAUGGGCAAAGCACCUGGUAAGCUCCAGAACAUUGCAGCACAGCGACACACCGUAUGGGGAGAAUAUCUGGUGUCAGCAAGGCCACAGCAGUCUGCAAGUUACAGGAAAGGAAGCUGUUGAAUCCUGGUACAAUGAAAUUAAAAAUUAUGACUUCUCCUCGCCUGGUUUUCAGAAGAAUUGUGGUCAUUUCACACAGUUGGUUUGGAGAGAGACCGAGGAGAUUGGGGUUGGCCUGGCAUCUGAUGGCAAAGGUCUCACCGUUGUGGUGGCUCAGUUCAAUCCGGCCGGUAACAUCACCAACCCAGGCUACUUUGCUAAAAAUGUCUUGCCCGUCGGCAGCAAGGUGAAGGAGAUCAAAGGUGCAUCAGCACAAGGAGAGAGCGGCAAGACACCUGGAAGACCAGGAACAAGCAGAGUGAUACAACUGUCAGACAAGGAGAAAAAAGCUAUUCUUGAUGAACUGCUUCAAGAACACAACAGGUUACGAGCCCUACACCAGUCACAGCGACUGAAGUUGAACUCUGACCUCUCCAAGCAAGCACAGAAAUGGGCUGAGCAUCUCAUUGGCAUCAAUAGCCUCCAACACAGUGACACCGAGUAUGGAGAGAAUCUCUGGUAUAAAUGGAGCAGCAAUGCAAAGCUACCAACAGGGACCGAAGUGAGUGAAGCCUGGUACAGUGAAAUCAAGAAAUACAACUUCAGUGAUCCGGGUUUUAAGAGUGGGACAGGGCACUUCACCCAGCUGGUGUGGAAGGCAACAAAAGAGAUGGGUGCUGGCUGUGCGACAGAUGGGAAGGGCACGUUCAUGGUGGUGGCAGUUUACAAUCCACCAGGAAAUAUCACCAAUCCUGGCUACUUCAAGGACAAUGUUUUACCUCCCAGUAAAAAUUGACGAAGAAGGAAGAGGAAUGGAGUCAAUUGCCAGACACAGUUGUACCGUACACCAAAACCACCAGGAUUACUGGUACUCUCAUUUGGGACUUAAUUGGAAUUUUAAAUAAGAUUUCUUUCCAGGCUUUGAGUGAUUUUACUAUGAUAUAGCUUUAACAAUACCAUGCAGAUAACACCAACAAACAGAAGACUGCGCAUCCCAAAUUUCCUUCAUUCCAUCAUUGGCGUCUGUAUCUUUAGCUGCCUGGCUCCAAUUCUCUUACUAAGCCUCUCCACCUCUCUACCUCACUUUCCUUAUGUGGCUUGGUGUGAGAUUAUGUUUAAUAUCAUUCUUGUGAAGUGCACUGGGAUAUUUUACUAUGCUAAAAGUGCUAUAUAAAUACAAGUUGUUGUUGGAAUAUACUCGGAGUAUGAUGUAACGAAGUACUUUGUGUAUUCCUGCAAUUCUGGUCACUGUAAUCGGUACAGGAUUUUGAAGGAGCAAAACCGUUUUUGUAUUGCUUAUCAAAGGGUUCUUUUGGGUCAAAAUUUCUUUAAAAAAACAACUCUACUGGAGUUAUGGGCAAAGAAAUGCUUUGGAUUUCUCCCAGCAGUGUGUAUUCCUUUCUACAAGCUGGAGCUGACCAAGGGAGAUCAGGCACUUUAACUUGCUUGUUGACUUGCUUCACCUUCUAUUGGGUCCUGUUCUUACUCUCACUCUCCAAUCCACUCCAUGCUCUGAUUUUAAACACUUUCUGAUUACAGUCAGGCUUUCCUUUCCUCCACCUGGUGAAUCUAAAAGCAUACAGGCCUCCUUCUGAGCCUUGACAAUGCACCACAGUAACAUUGUUUUGAAAUUAAGUAGUCACGUUUGCAGUAAGACUUUCUCAUGAUGGGCUGAAUGUUCACCAAGUCGGGAAGUCUCAGGAGCUCUCUAAAGAUGGCAGGCGGGUCCCGAUUCCAGGAUUCCCGACCCCAUUCCCAGACUGUCUGAUUUUUGAGAGUGCCUUUAAAGGUUGCAGGCUGAUCCCUGUCAAAAGCCUGCUUUCAGCACUCUUGACCUGGCCUGCUCCAUUGUGAAGACAGGCAUGUCUUACUCCUCCGCAAUUUUCAUGGAGUCGGUCCAAGUUUUUAAAGAGUCGAUGUUCACAGCCCCUCAGAGGAGUCAUGAGCCAUAGUGUGCAUGAGGGGGAUUUUUUAAAAGGUGAGUUCAAAAAGUCCUCAUACCCCAAUGCCAAGCUAUUCAUACGUACAUAAUGAGGCUAUGCUAAGAGCCAGACAAACAUUAUUCCUGUUGAAACAGCUCUGCCCCAGAGAAACCAUUGCUUAAUUGACAGCUCAGACUUUCUCAUCUCUGCUGUCAAUUUCACUAUGUUUAUUUACACAAGGUUAAGUGGUUUCAAGGGCUUAUGGUUUUUGUUAUUGAUACUUUAAAGGGCCUGGAUGAUGGACAUUUAUUUUGCCUGUAGUGAAGUUACUUUUUCCUGACAUGGUGGAAAGUUACUUUUCAAAAAAACUUUGUUAUUUGCACAUCCUGCCGUCACUAUCGGAUUCAUUGAUGCAUUAUACACUGUGUAGAACCUAUGGGCAUGAAAAUACCUUAGCUUGGGAUUGGGGGUAUAUUGGCUGUCUCCAAACUCUUGGGUGUAUAUUGGCUGCCUCCAAACUCUUUCGCAGGUUGGCUGGCCUGACUCCAGCUUGCACUUGCCCCCUGACAACGAAGAUCCCACCAUUGUGAGCACUUUCUCCCAAGGCUGGUGGGACGAGCUAGAAAUUUCCCUGACUCCCGCUACCCACUUCGAGGUGUAAAUUCAGGCCAAUGUAACUGAAACAUUUCUCUUCAGAAUCUGGAAACAUUCAUCCACUUUUAAGGCAUCAGGUGUUCAGCACACAUGAGGCUGAGCAAGUGACUGUUCUCGGUAUCUGGUUGCCAGUGCAUGCUGCAUUGACACUGAUGCCAGUUUGUGCCAGUGAAUCACAAUGGACGACGGAAGGUGUUUUGUCACCCUUCAGCAAGGAUCGCCAACUCCGGUAGUCCAUGUUUCUGGAGAUCUCAUCACAUGAUUUCUGACCUCCAAUCAUAUCCAAACAGCCUUCCACACCCCACACCCAUCACCAAUAUAUUUUAACAAAUAAAUGGAAGAGCUCAAAGAAGAUUAAACGGUCACUACCUCUAUGAUAUUUUUCUAGGGGAGGUUAAACAUUAAUUGCUGAAGACUUCAAGGGUCUCUGGAGGGUUGGAAACUCUGACCCCAGUUGGAACCCUUCCAGCUUCAUUUUCUACCAUUGCCAUUGGCAAAUAUAACUUUACCAUGAGUGUCACCUGAUGUGAGUAAGCCUCAGUGAUGUAAACGUUGACUGUGACUGAUUCUGAACCAUGUGUCUGAUCUGCUGAUUUUCACUUGUGAUGUUGGGAUCUGUUUAAACAUGAAUGUAGAACUCAAAACUUUGAAUUACAAACAGGGUGAAAGGUGUCCAAGAUACAUGUUUUGUGUUAAUGUUAUGACUCUUCCAUGAUUCUGAUGUAACCAAUUGUACUCUUGUGGGAUAGUCUUCAAAUAAAAAUUGUUAAUGAUCA
Messenger RNA from Carcharodon carcharias (great white shark), 5124 nucleotides. RefSeq names its product GLI pathogenesis-related 2 (gene glipr2). The transcript is spliced from 15 exons. Gene Ontology annotation, cellular component: extracellular region. Lineage: Eukaryota; Metazoa; Chordata; Chondrichthyes; Lamniformes; Lamnidae. The coding region runs from base 481 to 2568 and encodes 695 amino acids. The record is from RefSeq and is a predicted model, not a curated record.